Colletotrichum chrysophilum is the source of this 1548-nucleotide messenger RNA. RefSeq lists its product as uncharacterized. Gene Ontology annotation, molecular function: serine-type carboxypeptidase activity. Gene Ontology annotation, cellular component: fungal-type vacuole. The record is from RefSeq and is a predicted model, not a curated record. Gene Ontology annotation, biological process: proteolysis. The coding region runs from base 1 to 1548 and encodes 515 amino acids. The transcript has 3 exons. Lineage: Eukaryota; Fungi; Ascomycota; Sordariomycetes; Glomerellales; Glomerellaceae.
AUGGCUCGUCUUGCGGCGUUGGCCCUCACGGGCCUCACGCUCAUCGCGCGCCUCACCGCGGCCGUCGCGACGCAGGCCGACAUUGAAAACCCCGAGUUCAUGACGUUCUCUGUCCCCGAGCACCCCAACCAUGCCAUUCGAAUCAAGGAGCAAAGCGACGAGAUCUGCGCCGCUGGGUCGCGGCAGUGGACCGGCUGGUUGGACACCGGCGGCAAACACCUCUUCUUCUGGUACUUUGAAAGUCUCAACGACCCCGAAAACGACCCCCUCAGCCUUUGGAUGACCGGCGGCCCCGGCGGCAGCGGUCUCGUCGGAAUGAUGCUCGAACUCGGCCCCUGCCUCAUCUCCUCCUCCGGCAACUCCACCAUCCACAAUCGCUACGCCUGGAACUCCAACUCAUCCAUGAUCUUCAUCGACCAGCCCGCCGGCACAGGCCUCUCCUACCACGACCCCGGUGUCCCGGGCCCCGCCACCUCCGCCGCCGCCGCCGCCGACAUGAACGUCUUCCUGCGCAUCUUCUACACCGCCUUCCCGCGCCUGCGCUCUCUGCCCUUCCACAUCGUCGGCGAGUCCUACGGCGGGCACUACAUCCCCACCCUCGCGGCCGAGAUCGUGCGCUACAACACCGAGUCCCCCGCGCCGGAGUUCAAGAUCCCGCUGAAGAGCGCCAUGAUUGGCAACGGGUUCGUCAGUCCGCGGGAUACGACAUGGGGCUACUACGAGACGCUGUGCACGACGAAGCCCGGCGUGCCGGCGCCCGUGUUCAACGAGAGCUUGUGCGGGCAGAUGGCGGCGGCGCUGCCGCGGUGCAUGUACCUGCAGGAGGCGUGCUAUGCGUUCCCGGACCCGAUUGUGUGCGAGGCCGCGGGGGCGUUUUGCUUCGGGCACGUGGACGAGCUGUAUUACCGCGACGUGCGCAAGGGCGGGCGGAACCCGUUUGACAUCACGGCGCCGUGCGAGACGGAGAGCAUAUGCUACAAGGCGGGCGACGGGAUCGAGGAGUAUGUGAAGAGUGAUAAGGUGUGGCGGGCGCUGGAGGUGCCUGCGGCGGUGGACCGGGAGAAUUUUACUCUGAUUUCGAUGGAUGUGAACCACGCGUUCGAGGUUGCUGGGGACGUGUUUUUGAGCACGGAGAGGGAGGUCAAGUAUAUACUGGAGAAGGGGGUGGAUGUGCUGAUUUACAAUGGGGAUCUGGAUUUGGCGUGUAAUACGGCGGGGAACAUCCGGUGGGCGGAGAAGUUGGCGUGGGAUGGGCAGGUUGAGUUUGGGGCGAAGGAGUUUGGGGUGUGGUUUGCGGAGAAGAAGGGUGAGGUUGUGAGGGCGGGGAGGUGGAAGGAGGUUGUGAAGAGGCUUGGGGGCAAGGAUACGAGAUUUGCGUUUGUGACGGUGGAGGGGAGCGGGCAUAUGGUGCCGUUGAACCAGCCUGAGGUCGGGUUGGAGAUGGUGAGGAAGUGGAUGUUUGGGAGCUUUGAGGACGCGGCGAAGGGGGGCGUUGAAGUCAAGGUUGGCGGACAGGGCAGAGAGGAGCAAUGGUCUUUGGAGCUGUAA